This is a messenger RNA of Penicillium digitatum Pd1, 762 nucleotides long. Its product is annotated as putative citrate synthase. Gene Ontology annotation, biological process: tricarboxylic acid cycle; carbohydrate metabolic process. The record is from RefSeq and is a predicted model, not a curated record. Gene Ontology annotation, cellular component: mitochondrial matrix. NCBI's taxonomy places the organism in Eukaryota, Fungi, Ascomycota, Eurotiomycetes, Eurotiales, Aspergillaceae.
AUGUGCAGCAAGGCGACCAGCCCACUGCCGUUGAUUCUAGCCGGCCUUUCAGCUCAUUUGGCCUGUUUACCCGAUGUGAUCCCAGCGACCACAAAUCCGACGAUUUACCAAACGGACAUCAAACGGGCGGACCAAAUAAUCCUACAAACGGUUGCUGGCUAUGCUGUUGUCUUUGGAGCCGUAAGAUCCCACCGGCUAGGCCUUCCCUGGAGGUCUCCAUCUCUCCACCAGACCUACUACGAGAAUCUAUUCACAAUGGCCGGUCUUGUAGACCCAGAGACAAACUACCCAGAUCUUAGAGGCAUAUCCUGCUUCCGCAGAUUUGGAAACCUCAACGCCGAGCACGGAAUGGCCUUAACAGCCUUCUCAUCUAUAGUAACCGCCUCAUCACUAACUGACCCGGUGUCUUGUCUGAUAUCUGCCCUGGCUGCCGCCCACGGACCCCUACACUUUGGUGCAACAGAGUCUGCCCAAAGAGCUCUCCGCGACAUUGGAGAGCCAAAGAAUGUCCCGGCAUUCAUUGAAGAAGUAAAAGCCGGGAAGCAAAAAUUAUUCGGCUACGGCCAUCGCACUUACAAGGGGAUGGACCCACGCGUACGUCCCAUCCAAAGUAUUCUCAAGGAUUUGAUCCACAUCAAUCAACCGCUAUUGAAAGUCGCCGAAGCGAUCGAGGAUGCUGCUGCGAAAGACGAUUAUUUUGUUUCGCGGGGCUUGUAUCCCAAUGCGGACUUCUACGGUAACUUUGUGUUUACUGGAAUGUAA